UACGAUGAGCGCUCUCGGGUGCAAGAUUGCUGUCGUGUUAUACAAGUGUUGGUCAAAUAUCGAUGCAAAAACGCGGACUGUGGUGCUUUAAGUGAAAACCGCGAGUUAUCAAAAUGCAAUCUACGUUUUAAAACAGAAAAACCGCGAGUGAGUUUGUGUAAUUUAUUCACCUGAAGGAAGCAGCUCUUCUAAGAUUGUAUGCCACACCGGAGGACGAUGGCAUAGCCAUUCGUACCACCCGGGUUGCCGAGAGCAUGGCCAGAGAGCGGGCGGUCACCUGGGCGUGGGCUGUGUUGUCCGGGCUAUGCGCUUUGGCCAGUUGUCAGGUCCAGCAACAGUGUCCGGCACGACAAGAAAUAGCACCAUGUUCGUGCCAGAUGAAGAAGAACGGUUUAGAUAUACUCUGCGAAUUUACGGAUCAACAGCACAUAGAUAAUGCGAUGAGUGUUUUAAAGGGGAAGUCGCUGGUGAUAUUUUACCUCAAGUUGCGUCAUAACAACUUAAAGAAACUUCCCGGCUUUGUGUUCUUCGGUCUGGAUAUACGCCACCUAACGAUACACAAUAGCAGCCUUUCGGUUGUCGAGGAAGCUUCUCUCAGUUCGAUAGGUAAAAUGUUGACGCAACUGGACGUAUCUCAAAAUAGCUUAACAUCCGUUCCAUCGGCCGCCUAUAAAAAUUUGCAUCACCUCCUCAUCUUAAAUAUGAACCACAACAAUAUUAACAGCAUACCCAAUCGAGCGUUCCAAGGUUUAGAUACGUUAGAAAUUUUGACGCUUUACGAGAACAAGAUCACCACGGUCGAGCCCGACGCUUUCGUUGGAUUAGAAAAGAGGCUGAAAAGAUUAAAUCUGGGUGGAAACGAGCUAACAUCGGUACCGCAAAAGUCGCUCUCGAUUUUAGACACGCUGAAAAAAUUGGAAAUGCAAGAGAACCAAAUAUCGAGAAUACAGGAGGGCGAUUUCGAAGGAAUGAAAAAUUUGGACUCCCUUGGGCUAGCUCAUAAUAAAUUGAGGGAGGUACCGGCGAGGGCGUUCUCUCAUCUUUCUCAGUUAAACUCGUUAGAAUUGGAUGGAAAUAACAUUGUGCUGGUUGACCCGUCUGCGUUCGCCGGUCUGGAAGAAAAUUUGCAAUACCUUCGACUCGGCGACAACAACAUCCAUACAAUACCAACGCCGGCACUGCGCGGACUACACCGUCUACGUCAUCUCGAUCUUCGGGCGAACAACAUCAGCUACAUUGCUGAGGAUGCGUUUACGGGCUACGGGGAUUCAAUUACUUUUCUUAAUUUACAGAAAAAUGACAUCAAGAUGCUACCAGCUUUAGGUUUUGAAAAUUUAAAUUCGCUGGAAACGUUAAACCUUCAGAACAAUAAAAUAAUGCACAUACCGGAGGAGGUUAUGGAGGCCGUUACCGAUACUCUACGUGUCGUUGACGUUACAGAUAAUCCACUGGUAUGCGAUUGCGAACUGCAAUGGUACAAGAACUGGAUAAGAAAUUUAAGAGACAAGGACGACGAGAUGAUGCAAAAGAAACGCACCGUCUGCAUUAUGACCUCGGAGCAUAGGGAAUAUAGCUUACAAAGUUUACCACUAGAUAAGAUGCAUUGUGCUGUAAAAGCUUACGAUCCCAUAAAUUCUCGCAGCACUUCGCUACUAACUUCUUCUUUCGCAACACUAUGCUUAGGAUUAUAUACUGUUAAAUGUGUUAUUUAGUUUUAAUGGGUACCUCACACACACACUUCCCCUUUCAAGACAUAAUCGAUACGUGCUACCGUAACCUCUCAGUUCGGACUUAAGGGCGUAAUUGGAAAACGUCACAUCUUGGAACGAGCUUUUCGACUUUCGCCUGAAUAUUUUAGCUAUGGUACCAUCGAAAAGCAAGUGAUUGUGUCUCUUUCUGGCGGAAGCACGACCGUUUUAGGGAUGUGGCGCGUCCGAUACGACUCUAGGUACCUGUGUAUCCUAAAAAAAUGAAAUCCAUAUCAUUUUAUACAUAUCAUAGAAUAAAGGUAAGAAGGUGUAAGUCCACCACUUCAAUUUCUCUUAAUGUGUCCCAAUUUAUUCACUUAUAUAUCUUCAACGUAUAUAGAGAUACAUGUGUUGAAUUCCUUCUCUCUUGGUGUCCAUAUACAUAUGUGUUGUAGAUGGUAAGACGUUAAAUCCACAAGUUCGAUUUAUUAUUAUCGCACGUCGGCAUAAAGACUCUACAUUACUUGAAAACGGGACACAUAAAGGCCUAAUUACAUAUCAUGGUGGAUUUCUAAAAUAAGUUAAUCACUUGUGCCGCAUUAAUGGUUUCGGUAAGUUUCUGGCUGAUGGUAGGAAAGUGGGUUCGAUUUCGCAAGCGGACGGCGAGACAGGGAAGCGCAAAUAACCGUUUGCGCUUCUGCCGAAAGCACCAGAAUCGACCAACUAUCCCAAGGCGAGUUGUAGCAAAAUGGUGCAUGUUAGCUUAGGAUUAACAAGUUUUUUGAAAACAUGUGAGCUUGAUUAUCAUAUCACGAUAUAUAUUAAGAUUUUAGAGUUAGAUUUUAAAACAUUUAUCAAUGCACACUAACAGUAGACCACCUACACUUUUCUGUCUUUGCUGAGAGAAAAAGUAUAUUGACGGCAAUAAGUUGUAAAAUAUAUUUUUGAUCUAAAAAAAAUGUGCUAUUGAUGAAUGGAAGGUGUUUUUGUGACAAAGUUUGUUGUGAGCUCGUUCUCAAUGAGAUGAGAAAAAAAAGCGUUGAGAACGUUCGCUAGACCAUUUCGAGACAUAUCCGCCGUUGCUAUGGCCAAUCUUCGCGCUGCUAUGCCAG
Photinus pyralis (common eastern firefly) is the source of this 2800-nucleotide messenger RNA. Its product is annotated as chondroadherin-like protein. The transcript has 9 exons. Gene Ontology annotation, molecular function: protein binding. Bases 255 to 1712 code for a protein of 485 amino acids. Gene Ontology annotation, cellular component: extracellular matrix. NCBI's taxonomy places the organism in Eukaryota, Metazoa, Arthropoda, Insecta, Coleoptera, Lampyridae. The record is from RefSeq and is a predicted model, not a curated record.